Molecule: messenger RNA, 1556 nt
Organism: Gaeumannomyces tritici R3-111a-1
Lineage: Eukaryota; Fungi; Ascomycota; Sordariomycetes; Magnaporthales; Magnaporthaceae
Exons: 2
Coding region: 231-1112 (293 amino acids)
Biological process (GO): steroid metabolic process
Cellular component (GO): membrane
Molecular function (GO): 3-oxo-5-alpha-steroid 4-dehydrogenase activity
Source: RefSeq, a predicted model, not a curated record
CCAGAAAUGACAUCAGAAAGACGAAGCGGUAAUCGUGAGGAACUAUUUGUCAAUGCUGCAAUCCGGACCCCCAAACCGGAAGCCCGGGACGAACGCUUUGACCUCUCAUUUAAGCGGCAUUCGAUCGAGGCGAAGUCGUUCGUUCAAUCUCGUCGCAGCAAAUCGAACGACAAUCCCCAAGACUUGGAAUUCUGCUGCAGUCGCAACAUCAACAGUAACCAAAGCGCGACAUGGCGAUAAUCCAGGACUGGAUCCCUCCAACAAGGGAGAACUAUGAGACGGUCUUGUUCUACUGGCAGUUCUGGCCCGUCCUCGCCUCGAUACAGUGGCUCAUCUCGUGGUACGGCAUGGGCAAGACCUCCAAGGCCAGCGCGCUCAACCUCCCGGGCCGCGCCACCUGGAUGGCCAUGGAGUGCCCCGGGUUCGCGACACUGCUCUACAUGGUGGGCACGCUGCCGGGCGCGCGCGGGAUCGAGGACCUGCCCUGGCAGAACAAGGUGCUGGCGGCGCUCUUCGUCAUCCACUACGCCUACCGCGCCGUCGUGUUCCCGCUCGUGGCCCCGUCCAUGGCGCCCAUGCACGCCGCCAUCGCCGCCGCCGCCGUGCUGUUCCAGCUCUGCAACGGCUUCUGCCUGGGCGCCUGGCUGGGCGCCUACGGGCCGACGACCCAGGUCGAGUGGCGGGACCGGCUGGCCCCCGGCGGGGUGGCGCAGUUUGUGGCCGGCAUGGGGAUCUUUUACUUGGGCUUGACGGCCAACUACUACCACGACGAGGAGCUGCGCGAGAUCCGGAGGCGCGAGGAGAGGCGGAGGGAGAAGGUGGCGCGGGAGCAGGGCAACAAGGGCGGCGCGGCGCAGGUGGAGAGGCACUACGCGGUGCCGCAGGCCGGCUUCUUCAAGUACCUGCUGUUCCCGCACUACUUCUUCGAGUGGGUCGAGUGGCUGGGCUUCUGGAUGGCGUGCGGCUGGGGCUGCGCGCCCGCGAGGGCGUUCCUGGUCAACGAGGUCGCGAGUAUGCUGCCGAGGGCUGUGAGGGGCAAGCGGUGGUACGUGGAGAAGUUUGGGGCCGAGAAGAUUGGGAGGAGGAAGGCCGUCAUCCCGGGGGUGCUGUAGGAGGGCAGCCGUGGUGCGGUUUUCUGGGCCGGUUGAGGGGCGGCCUGCACGGGGUGGCUGGUAUUCUGGUAUGGAGAGAAUGGCUGGAUAAUAGGAACGACUAAGGCUAUAUCGGGGUUGGGCUUGCUCGGUUACGUUGGUCCAUUUUCCAUGACCGGGCCGCGUGACUGAUCUUCGAUCUGGCACUUGGUAAGGAUCUCGGCAGCUAUGUUUGUACAUAUGACCAACUGGUAUCCACGAGAUUCCCUUGUACUAUAAAUCCACUCCAGCCUUGGUUCUUAUAGCAUGGGCAAGGUAUGUUGGGUGGCCUUUUUUGUCGACCCUCAAGAACCCAGCCUCCUUGGAACAGGGCCCUGGGCACUAUGUUCCAGCAGGCACAUCCUUGGCCAAGGUAGACAGAAAAAAUCACGAUGUUGGCCGGCCUCCUGGCGAGAUGGCUGGGGC